Molecule: messenger RNA, 1903 nt
Organism: Telopea speciosissima
Lineage: Eukaryota; Viridiplantae; Streptophyta; Magnoliopsida; Proteales; Proteaceae
Product: mucin-5AC
Exons: 3
Coding region: 72-1595 (507 amino acids)
Molecular function (GO): protein binding
Source: RefSeq, a predicted model, not a curated record
CUGUCUUGUUUCUUCGAUCAUCUUCUCCACCUCCAUUUCGACCUUCCUUGAUUCUGAUCUGGGUAGAAACGAUGAAUUCUAACUUCGGAAAAGCGGGGAAUCCACAAAAGGGUUCCAAUAACUUCGAUUUCGACUUUGGUCUCGGAUCCGGUCUGGGGAGCAAUCGUCCCCGCUCCCUCAACGAUCAGAAACAUCAACAACAGCAGCACGGAUCUCCUUAUUCCUUUCCUUCUUCUACUUCUUUCUCGGCGACGCAGUCAAAACCUGCAUCCUCUGCGUGGUCCAUGAACAAACCCUCAUGGACUCACCAGCCGGCCGCGACUCCCGCCGCACUAUCCAGCCUAGACAAACCUACUUCUAUGGUCGGGGAUAUCUCUGGGAAGAGUUGGACCUCCGCUGCUCCUUCCGCUCCUAGCGCUCGUCUCGGAAUUCCAGAGAAGAAUCCCAAUUUAUUUGGAGAUCUUGUCGGUUCGGCUCUCGGUAAGACCAGCGGCGCUAAUGCUCCUUUGAAGAACGCCGCCCCUGCUUCCGCAACCUGGAAUUCUUUCUCCAUGGGUAAUGUAGCCGAUUCCCUGCCCAAGUCCAAUUCUACUGCUCCUGCUACUACUGCCGCUCAAAUGAAGAACACCAGUUGGGGAUCUGGUGCAAAUUUUGGGAGUUAUUCUACUCCCACUAACAGCAGCAGCAGCAUUAACAUCAACAAUAAUAAUCGAAACCUUGGGGGUCCGUCCAUGAAAAGUGGGGCUGGUGUCUCUGCAAGCUCGAAGAAGGAUCCCUUCGGAUCUCUUGUGGAUUUUGGAUCAAAGCCUGCUGUUAAUAAUGUCAAUUCGGCGGCCAGUAAUAAUUCUAAUGCCGGUGACGGCAACACAUUCGGAGCCUUCCAGAAUGCUUCUAAAUCUAGCACUCCACCAUUUCAAUCUGAUGCUUUUCCUGCUUCCAUUAACAAUCCCAUGGGAUCGGCAUCCAAUUCUGGCCCUAAAAUGGAUACUUUUGGAAUUCCUACCCAAGAAUUUUCUUCUCACGAGCAGUCUGCGCCACAAUCCACGGGCCUUGAUCCGCUGGAUUCGUUGUUCUCACCACCGUCUGUCUCUUCCUCUGCAGCUCCCACAUCAUCUGGUCCUGCUCAAGUGGAUGAUUGGGGAUUGGGUUCAGAGUUUGGAGGGAAUGACGAUGGAGGUACAACAGAUCUUGGAGGUCUUCCUCCCCCUCCAUCUGGGGUCACAGCUUCAUCGGCAAAGAAUAAGGGAUUAGACAAUUACAAACAAGGUCAGUAUGCUGAUGCCAUUAAGUUUCUAUCUUGGGCAAUUGUGCUUCUAGAGAAAGCUGGCGACACUGCUGCCAUUGUGGAGGUCCUAUCCUGUAGAGCUUCGUGUUAUAAAGAAGUUGGGGAGUACAAAAAGGCCGUUGCCGACUGUUCAAAGGUGCUAGAACAUGACGAUACCAAUGUAUCCGUGCUAGUACAGCGUGCACUCCUAUAUGAGAGUACUGAAAAAUACAAACUGGGGGCCGAGGACCUAAGGACUGUUCUAAAGCUCGAUCCCAUUAACAGGGUUGCUAGAAGUACAAUUCAUCGGUUGAAUCAAUUGGCCGGCUAGUGAACUUCUUCUGGUAUUCCUUCAAAUAAAAUCUUGUUACAUUUUCUAUCGAUUCAGAAAAAUAUGCACACAAUUUUGUUUCCCUUUGAGGGGUAAUAAGGUUUUUUGAAACAUGGGUUAUCUGUUGACUAUUUUGUCCGUUAGGAUGAUGUUAUUGUGCAUUAUCACUGUGUGUUGUAUCAAGUUUGAUUGUAUUGCUGGUUAAUGUGUAUCACAUUCUCAUUUAUUUUUAAUUUUAAUUUUAAUCCAAAUAGCCACUUCGAAAUAUUGAUUUGGAAGAAAUGCAACAUUUUGGAUGUCUUACACAU